AUGAUUAUGUCAAGUCUCUCGUUUGCAGCCAUGCUCGGCUAUGCCUCCUAUAUUUACCACAAAUUUCGCAAAGGCACCCUUAUAAGCCAGUUUCCCGCUAGCGCUACAGACCAACUUGUAUUACAAGAUACAUCAAAUGCAGGACACCCAUAUAACUGCAUCGACCAACACCAGCAGCCAUUAACAUCACUUUCCACGAGCUACAGUCACGAUAAGCAUGAAAUGAGCGCUUAUGAGCAACCACUGACCGAACUCGACGGUCAUCACCGCAAUAAGCCAUAUGCAGGAAGAAGCGAGCUCUUCGCUGCGCACACUCCUGCGACAGAGAUAUAUGAGAUGUAUACGCCAGAUACAAAACGUGUAUAG
Messenger RNA from Fusarium graminearum PH-1, 366 nucleotides. RefSeq lists its product as uncharacterized. Bases 1 to 366 code for a protein of 121 amino acids. The transcript has a single exon. Lineage: Eukaryota; Fungi; Ascomycota; Sordariomycetes; Hypocreales; Nectriaceae. The record is from RefSeq and is a predicted model, not a curated record.